Porites evermanni is the source of this 1344-nucleotide messenger RNA. Lineage: Eukaryota; Metazoa; Cnidaria; Anthozoa; Scleractinia; Poritidae. The record is from the annotation of a GenBank genome assembly.
AUGGCGCUGCUGUUCAGGCGUCUGACUGAGCACAUGCAAAGGUGUGAUGGAUUAUUUUCAUCGGCGCUUCUUAAAAGUAAGAUUUUUAUAUAUCACACAAGGUUGUUUAAAUUUUAGUUACCCAGUCUUGCAUAAAUACUUUUCACUACAAUUUGUAGGAAUGGUGUUUAUUUUCAGCUUACAUAACUGAGAGGUUUUGAAGCUAAUUUACUUUUACCCCUUCACCUUUUCUUAUUUUAUGUUCACUCCCACCCCCGUCCCCCGUCUGCAGAGUAUGGCAGAACUCGGCGAGAUCUUGCUCGUACAAGGCCAUUUUUAGGCCCUUAUUACUUAUGUAUUUAUUGUUAAAAAACUUGUGCGUGCACCUGCCAUACUUUGCAGACUGGCUCCCACCCUAUAAAUCCCAAAUACCUCUUUUUACUGUAGGUUCAAUCGUUGUAUCUGGGAUGAAUCCCAGUGUGUUAUCUCAGCCGUAGCCUCAAGAUCCUGACUGAGACUACAGACGCUUUCAAAUCAUUGACAGAGUGAGAGGGUACUGACUUUGCGCUGACUAUUGACCAGUCCUUCACUCUCAUCUCUCCAACUGGAGAUCUUAAAACAGCUUUAAGUACAAAGUACUAAAAGAGGCAGAGAUGCAUGGCCGUGGGAUUAGGGAGCAUUGGACUUUUGAUCCAGGGGCCUUGAAUUUACAUCUAAUUCUGACCCUGACCACAAUCUGGAUUUGUUCUCAGUUAUUGUGAGUUUGAAUCCUCAGUCACACUUGUAAAAUACCAACUGGUUCACCUCCAGUCCUUCCAGUUGGGUUUUUUUUCUGAUUCUUUGCCUUAUUAGAUCCCAUCAUCCCUGAAAAGCCCAUAUGGGAGAGGAUAAUAAACUAUUUAGUCAUUUGUCAUUUAGAUACAUGGAUACAAGAGUUGUUUUUAUUCAUUCCUAAAUUUUUUAUGUUGAAAUAGUUAACAUUAACCUUUUCUUUGUAAAGGUCAUUGCUGCAGAUCAUUACAAACCUCACCAGCUUUGGAAAAGUAUUACCUGCUACCAAAUUACUUGAAGAAAUGGGCCAGAAGGGACAUGAAGCGAAGAGCACUUUUUGAACAACAUGAAAUGGAACGUUCCAACUUGAGGGUUUUAAAGAAAAAUGAUAUUCUUCCAUCUGCUGUCCGGGAAAAAGCUGCCAAGGAUAUGGACAAACUCCCUUUGGACAGCUCAAUAACACGUGUGCGGAAUAGGUGUGUUCUGACUGACAGAGGCCGAGGAAUUGUCGGUAAAUAUCGCAUUUCAAGAAUAAUGUUUCGCUAUUAUGCUGAUAAAGGUCUCAUAGCUGGGAUACAGAAAUCACAAUGGUGA